Messenger RNA from Aspergillus uvarum CBS 121591, 234 nucleotides. RefSeq lists its product as uncharacterized. The record is from RefSeq and is a predicted model, not a curated record. NCBI's taxonomy places the organism in Eukaryota, Fungi, Ascomycota, Eurotiomycetes, Eurotiales, Aspergillaceae. The transcript has 2 exons. Bases 1 to 234 code for a protein of 77 amino acids.
AUGCAGCAGCAGCAGCAGCAGCAGCAGGAGGAGGAGGAGGAGGAGGAGGAGGAGGAGGAGCAGCAGCAGGAGGAGGAGGAGGAGGAGGAGGAGGAGGAGGAGGAGCAGCAGCAGUAUACCCACCUCCCCACCUCCCCCACCAGCAACACCACACAACCACAAAACCAACCACAAAAGCCAACGGUACAGAUCGGCGCCUCCCGUGCCGCCACAUGCCGUUAUCUAUCCCGUUGA